Messenger RNA from Gekko japonicus, 1313 nucleotides. RefSeq names its product OTU deubiquitinase 7B (gene OTUD7B). The transcript has 4 exons. Gene Ontology annotation, cellular component: cytoplasm; nucleus. The record is from RefSeq and is a predicted model, not a curated record. The annotation marks the transcript as partial. Gene Ontology annotation, molecular function: cysteine-type deubiquitinase activity; K63-linked polyubiquitin modification-dependent protein binding. Gene Ontology annotation, biological process: protein K63-linked deubiquitination; protein K48-linked deubiquitination; protein deubiquitination involved in ubiquitin-dependent protein catabolic process. Lineage: Eukaryota; Metazoa; Chordata; Lepidosauria; Squamata; Gekkonidae.
CAUUUGCUCCGAUACCCUUUGGCGGGAUUUACCUGCCCUUGGAGGUCCCGGCCAGCAAGUGCCACCGUUCCCCCCUCGUGUUGGCGUACGACCAGGCCCACUUCUCUGCCCUGGUGUCUAUGGAGCAGAAGGAUCCCACCAAAGAGCAAGCUGUGAUCCCGCUGACGGACUCCGAUCACAAGCUGCUCCCCGUCCACUUCGCCGUCGACCCCGGGAAGGACUGGCAGUGGGGCAGAGACGACCAAGAGAACGUGAAAUUGGCAAGCGUGACUCUCUCCCUGGAGGCCAAGCUGCAGCUUCUGCACGCCUACAUGAACCUGAAGUGGAUCACUCUGCCGUGCGAGACGCAGGCGCCCCUGGCGCAGCCGGAAUCCCCAACUGCUGGAGACGAAGCCCGCUCGGCCGGCGACUCGGACAAGGAGUCUGUGUGCAGCAGCUCUGCCAGCAACGGCAGCAAGGAGAAGCCGAAGAAGGAGCGGGACCGAGACAAGGACAAGAAGAGGGCCUACUCGGUGGCCAACAAGCUGGGCAGCUUCGGCAAGACGCUGGGCAGCAAGCUCAAAAACAUGGGGCUGAUGCACAGCCGGGGCGCCCGGGGGAGCAGCGGCGCAGGCAACGGGCAAGGGGAGGCGGGGGAUCCAGCCAGUCCCGCAGAGAAGCUCGGCACGCUAGGGAAGGCGCCCCCCGCCGAGAAGCCGCCGGACGCCUCCGACGUACAACUUACCCUGAGCAUCCUCCGGGCGGCCAUGCAAGGGGAGCGCAAGUUCAUAUUAGCCGGGCAGCUCAAGACCAGCAACCGGCACCAGUACCAGGAGGAGAUGAUCCAGCGGUACCUCUCCGACGCCGAGGACCGCUUUGGAACCAAACAGAAGGAGAUAGCCAAGAGGCUUGACUCUGAGGGCAACCCUCUGAGAGGGGGGGAAGAACAGCCGCUCCCGCCGAACCCCACCUGCUCCCCGGUGCUCUCCCCCUAUUGUGUCCAGAGGCCGGACCUGGCCGCCUUCCCCUCCAGUUACUGGAGGGUCUUCCCCAUCCCCCGUCCGUCCAUGGGCAGCCCUGUGCAGAGCGCCCACCCACCAGCAUACCACGACAGUCGGAGGCAGUUGGCCGGCGGUCCCUGUGCCCCCCUCCCCUCCUAUGCCACCCUUCUCCGGCACAGCCCCCAGGAGCGGCCCCACACUCCCCACGCCCCCCCCUGCAGCCCUUCCUACCUGGGGCUGGCCGGGAGCGCCAACGGCUGCCCCUGCCUCCACCUCCUCCCCCUCUCCCGGACGCCCAUCCCAUCCUCCCAGUCGCCCAGCCCGUCCUCCUAG